AUGACAAGAUACUAUUGUGAAUAUUGUCACUCAUAUCUGACUCAUGACACGUUAAGUGUUCGUAAGUCGCACUUGGUCGGUAAGAACCACCUUCGAAUAACAGCAGACUAUUACAGGAACAAAGCAAGAGAUCUUUCUAGUAAGAAUGGCCAUAAAAGACAUCACAUUGGAAAGAGGGGAAGGAGGGAAAGAGAGAAAAGUAACGAAAAUGAGAAGCUGAAGGUCGCAUGCCUUUCAAAUAAAGAGAAAAGACGAAACUUGAAUGUGAAGAAAAUGAACCAAAAGGAACUGUCACAGACAUCGAUAAAUACUUUGCAGUCUUUAUACGACGGCUCUCCGGGAUACUCCAAAGUAUUUGUGGAUACUAAUAGGUUUGAUAUAGGUGAUUUGGUCAAGGCUAGCAAAUUACCCCAAAGAGCUAAUGAACGGUCCGCGCAACAUUCGCUCAAACAAACUUCAAGAUCCAGAGAUGAAACAUGUGAGAGCAACCCAUUUCCUAGACUGACGAGUCCGAAGAAGUUGGAACCGCCAAAGAUACUAUCACAAUGGAGCAACACUAUUCCGAAAACCUCUAUAUUCUACACUACAGAUAUACUACAAACCACGAUUAAGGAAUCAAAGAAGCGGAUGCUUUCGGACGGCGUGAGGAAAUCAUCAACCACCAAUGGAUUUAAAAGGAGACGGUAUGGAAAUUAA
Saccharomyces mikatae IFO 1815 is the source of this 696-nucleotide messenger RNA. RefSeq names its product Yhc1p (gene YHC1). Gene Ontology annotation, cellular component: nucleus; U1 snRNP. Gene Ontology annotation, molecular function: zinc ion binding; pre-mRNA 5'-splice site binding. Lineage: Eukaryota; Fungi; Ascomycota; Saccharomycetes; Saccharomycetales; Saccharomycetaceae. The transcript has a single exon. Gene Ontology annotation, biological process: spliceosomal snRNP assembly; mRNA 5'-splice site recognition; mRNA splicing, via spliceosome. The record is from RefSeq and is a predicted model, not a curated record. The coding region runs from base 1 to 696 and encodes 231 amino acids.